Gallus gallus (chicken) is the source of this 4593-nucleotide messenger RNA. RefSeq names its product signal transducer and activator of transcription 3 (gene STAT3). The record is from RefSeq and is a predicted model, not a curated record. Gene Ontology annotation, biological process: defense response; cell surface receptor signaling pathway via JAK-STAT; leptin-mediated signaling pathway. Bases 373 to 2688 code for a protein of 771 amino acids. The transcript has 24 exons. Gene Ontology annotation, molecular function: RNA polymerase II cis-regulatory region sequence-specific DNA binding; DNA-binding transcription factor activity, RNA polymerase II-specific. NCBI's taxonomy places the organism in Eukaryota, Metazoa, Chordata, Aves, Galliformes, Phasianidae.
GGGCAGCGGCGCCGGGGGCUGCGGGUGCCGCAGUCGGGCAGCGUCCGGAGCGCGUUCGUCAGCGGCACCGGGAGCCGCCGCCCCGCCCCGCCCGGGACCGCCGGUGAGCGCACGGGGGAAACGUGGGGACGUGGGGCACGGAGCGCGAGGGGGCCGGGACUGGGAGGGACGGGGGGGAGCGGGGCCGGGCCGGGCCUCGGGGCGCGCUGGGCCUCAGCCCAGGGAGGUCCGUGGAGGCCCCGAGCUGCGCGCGGACGCCGGGUGCUCCGGGGCUGCCCUGCGGCCGGCGGUGCCGUGGGGGUCCUCCCGGAGCCCCCGCCCGUGGCUCCCCGCGCUCCCGGCCGUCGUUAGAGGGUUCCGGAGCUGGCCAGGAUGGCGCAGUGGAACCAACUGCAGCAGCUCGACACGCGGUACCUGGAGCAGCUCCACCAGCUUUACAGCGACAGCUUCCCCAUGGAGCUGCGGCAGUUCCUGGCCCCGUGGAUUGAGAGCCAGGACUGGGCAUACGCUGCCAACAAGGAGUCGCAUGCCACGCUGGUGUUCCACAACCUGCUGGGGGAGAUCGACCAGCAGUACAGCCGCUUCCUGCAGGAAUCCAAUGUCUUGUACCAGCACAACCUGCGGCGCAUCAAGCAGUUCCUGCAGAGCAGAUAUUUGGAGAAGCCGAUGGAAAUAGCCCGCAUUGUGGCUCGCUGCCUGUGGGAAGAGUCACGGCUCCUCCAGACAGCUGCCACUGCAGCCCAGCAAGGGGGACAGGCGACACAUCCAACAGCAGCUGUAGUGACAGAAAAGCAGCAGAUGCUGGAACAGCAUCUGCAGGAUGUAAGGAAGAGAGUGCAGGAUCUGGAGCAGAAGAUGAAAGUGGUGGAGAAUCUCCAGGAUGACUUUGAUUUUAACUACAAGACUUUGAAAAGCCAAGGAGACAUGCAGGAUCUGAAUGGAAACAAUCAGUCAGUGACACGUCAGAAAAUGCAGCAGUUGGAACAGAUGCUCACAGCACUGGACCAGAUGCGAAGGGGUAUUGUGAGUGAGCUGGCAGGACUGCUGUCAGCCAUGGAGUAUGUGCAGAAGAUGUUGGCAGAUGAGGAGUUGGCAGACUGGAAGAGACGGCAACAAAUUGCCUGCAUUGGUGGCCCACCAAAUAUCUGCUUAGACCGGCUUGAGAACUGGAUAACCUCUCUUGCCGAAUCACAACUACAGACUCGGCAGCAGAUCAAGAAGCUGGAGGAGCUGCAGCAGAAGGUGUCCUACAAGGGUGACCCAAUUGUCCAACACCGGCCCAUGCUGGAGGAGCGGAUCGUGGAGCUGUUCAGGAACCUGAUGAAAAGUGCUUUCGUGGUGGAGAGGCAGCCCUGCAUGCCCAUGCAUCCUGACCGGCCUCUGGUCAUCAAAACCGGCGUGCAGUUCACCACCAAAGUCAGAUUGUUGGUGAAGUUUCCAGAGCUGAACUAUCAGCUGAAAAUCAAAGUCUGCAUUGACAAGGACUCUGGUGAUGUUGCAGCACUUCGGGGGUCCCGGAAGUUUAACAUCCUGGGGACAAACACCAAGGUCAUGAACAUGGAGGAGUCAAACAACGGCAGCCUUUCAGCAGAGUUCAAGCACCUGACACUGCGGGAACAGCGGUGCGGUAAUGGAGGCAGAGCCAACUGUGAUGCCUCACUGAUUGUGACUGAGGAGCUGCAUCUCAUCACCUUUGAGACUGAGGUGUACCACCAGGGGCUGAAGAUCGAUCUGGAGACCCACUCACUGCCUGUGGUUGUCAUCUCGAACAUCUGCCAGAUGCCUAAUGCCUGGGCAUCCAUCCUGUGGUACAACAUGCUGACCAACAACCCCAAGAACGUGAACUUCUUCACCAAGCCACCCAUUGGGACGUGGGACCAGGUGGCAGAGGUGCUGAGCUGGCAGUUCUCCUCUACCACAAAGCGUGGUCUCAGCAUUGAGCAGCUGACAACCCUGGCAGAAAAACUUUUAGGGCCAGGUGUGAACUACUCGGGCUGUCAGAUCACCUGGGCCAAGUUCUGCAAGGAGAACAUGGCAGGCAAAGGCUUCUCUUUCUGGGUCUGGCUGGACAAUAUCAUUGACUUGGUGAAAAAAUACAUCCUGGCUCUGUGGAAUGAAGGGUACAUCAUGGGGUUCAUCAGCAAGGAGCGGGAGCGAGCCAUCCUGAGCACCAAGCCCCCAGGAACCUUCCUCCUGCGCUUCAGCGAGAGCAGCAAGGAGGGUGGCAUCACCUUCACGUGGGUGGAGAAGGACAUCAGUGGAAAGACUCAGAUCCAGUCUGUGGAACCUUACACCAAACAGCAGCUGAACAGCAUGUCGUUUGCGGAAAUCAUCAUGGGCUACAAAAUCAUGGAUGCCACCAACAUUCUGGUGUCUCCCCUGGUGUACCUGUACCCAGACAUCCCAAAAGAGGAGGCAUUUGGGAAGUACUGCCGCUCUGAGAGCCAGGAACACUCAGAAGCUACUGACUCAGGUAGUGCUGCUCCGUAUCUGAAGACAAAGUUCAUCUGUGUCACCCCCACCUCCUUCAGCAAUACCAUUGACCUGCCCAUGUCCCCGCGCACCCUUGACUCACUCAUGCAGUUUGGCAACAGUAGCGAGGGAGCAGAGGCCAAUGCAGGAGGCCAGUUCGAGUCGCUGACCUUCGACAUGGAGCUGACCCAGGAGUGUGCUUCCUCACCAAUGUGACACGCUGUGCUGGCGCCUGCAGGACCUGCACGGCUCCGAAUCAUUCUUGGUCACAUUUGCUCUGGGCCUUUUCUCGGGAGGAGCUGGGGGCUGUGAUCCUUGCCACUGAUUCCUUGUUUUACCCAAGCGAACAGACGCCUCACUGCUGUGGUGCUGUUUGCCUCUUUGGGGGAAAGGGGUUGAACCUUUUUCUAUUUCCUUCCAUAACAGAUUUUUUAUUAUUGUUUUGCUCAUUCAAGUGCCUAUUAGCCUCCGAUUGCAGCCUCAGUUUUUACAAAUGCUUCUGCAGCCCCUGCCCUGCUGCCUGCUGUUGAAAGCUGCUUUCUUGACUGCCAGUGUCUGGAAGCCCACGGUCCCGUGAGCCUGGAGCCGAGAGGGCAGCAGCCAGACCCAGUCUCCCUGCGGGUGAUCUGCUGUGCUGUGCAGCAGCUGCCCAGCAGCCCUCAGAACCUGCAGAGGGAUCUCAGCUCUGUUUUCCCUUCGCCCCACCUGUGGCCCACAGGGACAGUGAGUGGCUCUGUGCUGCAGGGUGGAAGAGCCCAGGGGUGAUGUGGAGGGCUUUACUGUGCUCUACCAGGAGCAGGGAGUUUCAGGGCUUACUGCUGCCUUCCUGCUGUGGGCAGAGACAGGGCUGGAUCCAGCAGCCCUGGGCACCACUGCUUUCCCUAUUCUAGUGCUCUGGGGAAGGGCAGGGAGGUGUCCUGGCAGCAGUGUGUGCGUGUGAGCACACGUCUGCAUCUCGGGUCCUUUUUAGGACCAGGAGGCCGUUCCUGACCCGGGAUGGCGCCUUGGCCAGACUUGUGACAGGAGUACAACUGCACUCCCCUGUGCAGUGAGACCUUUCAGACGAGGGGAGCAGGGGCUGCUGCUGUCCAGUAUGCCCUGCAGUGGGUGACUGGGCUCUCUGGUACAGCACAUGAUGUCCCAGGCAGUGGGUUUGCAGCUUCUCAGGGGCUUUGUGUGGCACUUUAUUGGAGGUUGGCUGUCACUGUUAAGUUAGGAGGUGGCAAGAGUUGAAGGAAGAAGGGUGGACAAAGGAAGAGGAAUCUGCUGGGGGGCAGCAGCAGCCAUGGGUGUGUUGGUGCUGCAGGCGGCAGGCUCCUUGCUCUGGAGGUCAGGGAGGGCUGGGAGCUGUGCUGACUGAUGGCUGUUCUGUACUUACCCAAGUGUAGGGAACCCUCCCCUCCUUUCCGGGUAUGGGCUUUGGUUCCAUCCCUGAGCGGAAAUGGAAGGGGGCCGCAGUGUGAGGGUCGUGUUCUUCCCCAGCGCAGCAGGAUGCCCCAUGCAGUAAGGUGGGGGCAUGGGGCAGCACAAGGCAGGGCUGUGGGACCCAGCAGCUGUGGGUAACACCAGCAGAGAAACUUCUGGGCACCAGCACAGGGCUGUAAUGGUGUUGGUGCUCUGGCUGGAGAUGCUGUGUUGUCUGUACCCAUGGCAGUGCUGUGGUGCAGGGGGACCCCGUCCAGCAUCUUCAGUGCAUGGCUCCAGCUUUUCUACCCAGAAACGACACUGGGAUGCACAGACGGCCCUCCUGCACCUGUGGGCUGCAUUGCUCCAGGUCCAUCAGCUGUGCAGGGAGCCGGGGCAGCACCAAAGGCAGCAUCCCCCUGUGCCCCCUCACUGGGGGGAGGGGACUGCAGCCCCUGGGCAGCACCGGGCACGGUGUGAGGGCAGGACAGGGGUCUGGGGGCUGCCCACGGGCACAGGACAGCGGCCCCCUGCAGUCGGUAGAUGCUCAGAGGGAGCAAGGCCUGUUGCUUGUCCCCGUGCUGCCGUGUCACUGCCUCCAGCUGCCGUCGGCGGAGCCCCUGGGCCACAUUCAAUACUGUAAAAAUUUUAUUUUUUUGUAUAUUUUAUUGCUGUAUCUACAGGCUUCGACUUUCUCCAAAUAAAGGCUCUGAAGCA